Messenger RNA from Arachis duranensis, 1104 nucleotides. RefSeq names its product derlin-1-like. The record is from RefSeq and is a predicted model, not a curated record. Gene Ontology annotation, molecular function: ubiquitin-specific protease binding; misfolded protein binding. The transcript is spliced from 7 exons. Gene Ontology annotation, biological process: endoplasmic reticulum unfolded protein response. Lineage: Eukaryota; Viridiplantae; Streptophyta; Magnoliopsida; Fabales; Fabaceae. Gene Ontology annotation, cellular component: Hrd1p ubiquitin ligase ERAD-L complex; endoplasmic reticulum membrane. The coding region runs from base 102 to 950 and encodes 282 amino acids.
CCAAAGUUGUGAAAUUUUAUUUUAUAUUUUCCUUUCUUUCUUCAUCUUAUAUGUAACUCUACAUUCUCUAAUUCCCAUCAUUCCAUUCAAUUCAAUUCAAUAUGUCUACUCCAGCAGAUUACUACCGUUCUCUACCACCUGUCAGUAAGACCUAUGGAGUGUUAUGUUUGAUGAUCAGUGCUGCAUAUUAUCUGCAAUUAUAUGAUGCAAAGAACAUAGCACUCUUUUAUGGACUUGUAUUUAAACGCCUUCAGAUUUGGAGGCUUAUCACAAAUUUCUUCUUUCUUGGACCGUUUUCAUUUCCAUUUGCAAUUCGACUUAUAAUGAUAGCAAAAUAUGGAGUUUCGUUGGAAAGAGGACCCUUUGAUAAACGUACUGCAGACUAUGUUUGGAUGUUCAUAUUUGGUGCACUCUCGCUUUUGGUGAUCACUUUUGUGCCAUUUUUCCGGGUUCGAUUCUUGGGAGUAUCUAUAGUUUACAUGAUCACUUACGUUUGGAGCCGUGAGUUUCCAAAUGCGAGAAUCAAUAUUUAUGGUGUUGUAUCAUUGAAGGGUUUUUACCUUCCAUGGGCACUACUAGCUCUAGACUUAAUAUUUGGAAGUCCUAUAAAACCAAAUAUUUUAGGGAUGCUUGCAGGACACCUAUAUUACUUCUUAUCAGUACUUCAUCCUCUUGCUGGUGGGAAAAUCAAGUUCAAAACCCCUCUCUGGGUACACAAAAUAGUGGCAUAUUGGGGAGAGGGUACCCAAGUGAAUGCUCCAGUGCAAUCUAAUCCAUCAUCUGGAAUUGUAUUCAAAGGAAGAAGUCACCGACUUGGGGGGUCUCAAGCAACAAGUAACACUAAAGGGAAUGAUAAUAACAAUAAUGCUUCCUCUUCUCAGCAACAAAAUCAUGAUAAGGGAGAUAAUGGGAUUGCCUUUCGUGGUAGAAGUUAUCGCUUGAAUGAAUGAGUUUGGCUACAUAUCAUUUGUUUAUAACUUCUCGUUUAUUUACAAAGGAAUGUUAUAUACAUAACAAUUAUGUAUAUCCUUUUUAUAUAUGUAUCUUUUACCUUUUAAUGUUAAAAGUAAAUAAUAAAUGGUACAUAAAAUAAUGAAGGUUUCA